Messenger RNA from Eubalaena glacialis (North Atlantic right whale), 1422 nucleotides. It is a transcript of the gene GFAP, whose product is annotated as glial fibrillary acidic protein. Lineage: Eukaryota; Metazoa; Chordata; Mammalia; Artiodactyla; Balaenidae. Gene Ontology annotation, cellular component: intermediate filament; cell projection; cytoplasm. Gene Ontology annotation, molecular function: structural constituent of cytoskeleton. Bases 16 to 1422 code for a protein of 468 amino acids. The record is from RefSeq and is a predicted model, not a curated record. The transcript is spliced from 10 exons. Gene Ontology annotation, biological process: regulation of chaperone-mediated autophagy; intermediate filament organization.
CAGAGCCAGGACAGGAUGGAGAGGAGACGGGUCACCUCAGCGGCUCGCCGCUCCUAUGUCUCCUCCUCAGAGAUGGGGAUGGGGGGCCGCCGCCUGGGUCCUGGCACCCGCCUGUCCCUGGCUCGAAUGCCGCCUCCACUCCCGGCCCGGGUGGACUUCUCCUUGGCCGGGGCGCUCAGCUCCGGCUUCAAGGAGACCCGGGCCAGUGAGCGGGCGGAGAUGAUGGAGCUCAAUGACCGCUUCGCCAGCUACAUCGAGAAGGUGCGCUUCCUGGAACAGCAGAACAAGGCGCUGGCUGCCGAGCUGAACCAGCUGCGGGCCAAGGAGCCCACCAAGCUUGCCGACGUCUACCAGGCGGAGCUGCGCGAGCUGCGGCUGCGGCUUGAUCAACUUACCGCCAACAGCGCCCGGCUCGAGGUGGAGAGGGACAAUCUGGCGCAGGACCUGGGCACCCUGAGGCAGAAGCUCCAGGAUGAAACCAACCUGAGGCUGGAGGCUGAGAACAACCUGGCUGCCUAUCGACAGGAGGCAGAUGAAGCCACCCUGGGCCGUCUGGAUCUGGAGAGGAAGACUGAGUCUCUGGAGGAGGAAAUCCGGUUCUGGAGGAAGAUCCAUGAGGAGGAGGUGCGGGAGCUCCAGGAGCAGCUAGCUCAGCAGCAGGUCCACGUGGAGAUGGAUGUGGCCAAGCCCGACCUCACAGCAGCCCUGAGAGAGAUCCGUACGCAGUACGAGGCAGUGGCGUCCAGCAACAUGCAUGAGGCGGAGGAGUGGUACCGGUCCAAGUUUGCGGACUUGACGGACGCCGCUGCCCGCAACGCGGAGCUGCUCCGCCAGGCCAAGCACGAGGCCAACGACUACCGGCGCCAGCUGCAGGCCUUAACCUGCGACCUAGAGUCCUUGCGCGGCACGAACGAGUCCCUGGAGAGGCAGAUGCGGGAGCAGGAAGAGCGCCACGCGCGGGAGGCGGCGAGUUACCAGGAGGCGCUGGCCCGGCUGGAAGAGGAGGGGCAGAGCCUCAAGGACGAGAUGGCCCGCCACCUGCAGGAGUACCAGGACCUGCUCAACGUUAAACUGGCCCUGGACAUCGAGAUCGCCACCUACAGGAAGCUGCUGGAGGGCGAGGAGAACCGCAUCACCAUUCCUGUGCAGACCUUCUCCAACCUGCAGAUCCGAGGGGGCAAAAGCACCAAAGAAGGGGAAGGUCACAAGGUCACAAGACAUCUCAAAAGCCUCACAAUACAAGUUAUACCAAUACAGGCUCACCAGAUUGUAAAUGGAGCCCCGCCGGCUCUCGAAACCAGCCUGGACACCAAUUCCAUGUCAGAAGGCCACCUCAAGAGGAACAUCGUGGUGAAGACCGUGGAGAUGCGGGAUGGAGAGGUCAUUAAGGAGUCCAAGCAGGAGCACAAGGAUGUGAUGUGA